Molecule: messenger RNA, 2768 nt
Organism: Apis florea (little honeybee)
Lineage: Eukaryota; Metazoa; Arthropoda; Insecta; Hymenoptera; Apidae
Product: Ornithine decarboxylase antizyme
Source: RefSeq, a predicted model, not a curated record
CGUUGGGUGUGGGGCCUCUGUGGUGGUCCUGAUGUGCCCCAUGCCGCAUUGUCUGUAUCUACAGUCAACACAGAGAGCCACGGUGUGGGGAUCAAGCAGAGUCAGCUCUCUGUGAGCUCCCAUAUUGUACAAGAGGAUGAAUUAUUGAAAGCUGUACGAAAUAGCGAAUCAUUGCGCUUAACUUUUACUUUGCAUUUGACGGAAAGCACAUCUGUCGAAUGGGAAACAGUAGUAUGGCGUCGUUGUCUUUAUAUUCGCGUGCCAAGCUGCCUUUUACCUGAAGGUUCAAAAGAAGGCUUCGUUUCUCUCCUGGAGUAUGCUGAAGAAACAUUACGAUGUAUAAAUAUCAUCAUUUGUCUGCGUAAAGACAGAGCGGAUCGAGCAAUGCUGGUUCGUACCUUCAUGUUUUUGGGCUUCAGUGUCCUACCGCCGACUCACUCCUUGGUACCACCAGGCAGUGAUGCUGGCAAUCUCUACAUGCUCUAUGCCAUCGAGUAGUCAGCCAGAAGCUCAACUUCUCUUUCAAAUUUAACGCACAGGGGCGAACACUAAACGGAAACGUAUGUAUUCUACGGCCACAUCUCAGCAUGAAAGAAAUUACAUCAUACAAUUUAACUCUUUGCGCUCCAAUGGUGACUCUCAGGCACCACUUGGUUUGAUGCAAUAACUCCAGAGGUAGAGUUUCCAGUAUCAUUUGGAUUGAUGCAGCAAUUCAAACUGUGAAAUAUUUAUUUAUUUUUUAUUUUUUUAGAAUAUCGCUUCAUGAAUAGAUUCUUAAGUUCUUUACGUAUUAUCUUAUAAAAUGUAAAAUAAUAUAUUGUCAAAUGGCUAGAUUUUUUUUUAUUUCAAAUUAUAUCGCAAACGCGGAUCGGAUUAUAUGUUUAGCUUUAGUCCGAGUUUGACAGUUGUGGCAAAAAAAAUAUUAUUUUCAAAGUUUUUAAGUUUUGUAAGCAUAGAAUGCGGUAAUGGAAUUAGUUCAAGAUAAAUUUGAUUUUUCGUUAUUGAAUAACGAAAUUAGUACUAUUCAUUAAGAAAUUGAUGAAAGAAGAAAAGUGAUAAAAAUAGAAAUGUAGUAAGAGAAAAUGAAAAAUAAAAAUAAGACAAUGAAUAUAAGAAUACAUUAUUGGGAUUGUAAGGUUUGCUCUCAAUGAAAUAAGAAAGAUAAAAAACAUCAAACGACAUUUUAUUGUGAUACUUGCCCUGACAAACUGAGAAUGCAUCUUAAUAAUUACAUAAUUUGUGUGAAAUCAUUUUAAAUUAGCUAUAAGAAAUUCACCGAAUGGGUGAAAUCGUCGGGAAAUCUGGAGUUGUUGGUUCACCGAGUGAAAAAUGCUUGGAGCGCAAAGGCCCUAAAUUAUAAAUGAUGUUCUUUUCUUUUUAAUUCCUUUAAUAAAUUUCAUUGUGUUUAUUAUUAAAAAAUUAAAUUUAAAAAAAAUUUCAUAAAAAAAAUAAAUAGAUAUUCCAAAUUCUUCUUGCUAUAAUAUAAUAAAACAAAUUACAAUAAAAAAGUUAAUACUUUUGAAACAUGUAAAGUAUGUAAAAUAUAUCGAAAUAACAUUUUUAGCAUUAUGCACCUUGGCGUUAAAUUUAAGGGAAAUCUUUAUAUGUAUACGUACAUAUAUAUAUAUAUAUAGAGAGAGAGAGAGAAUAUAUGCAUGUGUAUAUGUGUGUGCGUGUGUGUGUGUGUGAAAGCAAGUACGAAGAUAUAUGGGGAGAGAUACGAAGAAAUAAAAAACCGAAACUAAUAGUCGGGUAUGUAGAUUGCCAACAUAAUACAAUGUAGGCGAAAAUGUCGAUUAAUCCUCUUGAAUACAAUAUUAAGAGCAUGUAAACAGCUGACGAAGCUUCCCACGUAAAAAAUUUGACGGUCUCAAAAAACUGAAUAUGAAACGUCAAAUUACGCAAAAAUUUAUUAUUAAUAAAUCUCAAUGUUAAUUGUAUUAAAUUGGGUUUUACCGCGUCUUAUUCUGUAUUAUUAUAUAUUUUCUUAUUUGUAAGUAUUAUUAUUGUAUACACAUACAUACAUAUUAUAUAACAAUUCAACCAGCAUUUUGGUUGUCUUUAAGUAAAUAUCUUUUGUUUAGUUUAUAUUUUUUUACAUGAUGUAUCAAAAUCCAUUACCUUUCUAAUAAAGAUUAAUUUAAAUAAAAUACUAACUUGUGACAUAAUUCAUAAAACUUCAGUAUAAUUAGUUUUCGGAAUGAGAUGAAAAAACAAAAAUAACAUCAAAUAUAUCAUAAUUAAAAAAUUAUAUUUAAAAUAUUUUGUUAUAAUACUUACAUAUAUAUUUAAGUAAUAAAUUAUACAUUGAUAACAAUGAUUGUAAUUUCAAUUAAAUCAAUUUUUCUUUAUUAUGUUUAUAUACAAUUAAUGUUUGUAGUGAUAAUAGCAAUUAAUGAUAAUGAUUAUGAUUAUAAUUAAAAUAUUUGGUAAUCCCAAUCAAUUAACAUUGUAGUUUGUUUUAGUAAAUGCGUUCUAUAGUGUUGACUCGAUAAUGAAUGACAUGACUGUAAAAUCAUAAAAAAAAGUAAAAAUAAUUACAAAAAAAAAAAAAAAAAAAAAAGAAAAAAAAAAGUGUUUAUAGCUUAUAUAAUAUAGGAAUAUAGAUAAAUACAGAAUAAAUAAUGAAUUAUUAUAUGUUAAUGCAUUAUUGUUCAAUUUGCCUCGAUUUUUUUUCAGUUGAAAAUAGAAUUUUGUGUUUCAUUAGUUAUUAUUGUAUACUGUAAUUAUACAGUUGAUUACAUAAAGAUAUAUGUAUGCUACAUUCA